Molecule: messenger RNA, 4552 nt
Organism: Amyelois transitella
Lineage: Eukaryota; Metazoa; Arthropoda; Insecta; Lepidoptera; Pyralidae
Product: lysosomal alpha-glucosidase
Exons: 20
Coding region: 241-3603 (1120 amino acids)
Biological process (GO): carbohydrate metabolic process
Molecular function (GO): alpha-1,4-glucosidase activity; carbohydrate binding
Source: RefSeq, a predicted model, not a curated record
UCACUAAUUUUUAUCAAGGUCAUUCACCUCUAUGAUCUUUCAUCUCAAUUUGGUGUUUGCUUCCAUUGUUUAUUUUGGUAAAUGUUGCUAAAGUCUACGGAUUAAAAUAAAGAGAGUUCUUUUCAAACUUAAUAUUAUAAAAAAAUUAUAGUUUUUCUAUGUGUGAUUUCUACUUAUAAUGUAGCAAUUCCAAAUUAUAACUGACAUAGUUACCUACCGAGUAUCAUCUUUCAUAUAAGAAUGCCGAAAAUACCUUAUAAACCCGAUAACGCGGAUGACAACGAAGAAGAUUACGAGAUUGUGUCUUUUGAGGAUUUCUGUGACAAGUCCCCCGGUUCUAAAACGGAUUUAUUGACGUUAAAUGAUAAUAUCAACUAUCGCCUGUGUUAUGAAAGUGAUAAAGGUUCAAAAUUUAUUGAAAACGAAGGCGAAGGGUCGAGUAGGGAUGCUGAGAGACUAUCAGAGACUUCCCUAAAUGGUCCGAAAAGUGUCACUUUCAAGAGGAAGCUUUCAAAUUCAUUUGCGCCUUUUGGUAGGUCGAAUAAUGCGAAGACUGGCAGACCGCCACUUUUUAGUGGAGUCAUUCCCAAGCCUAGGAAUGAAGGAGAGUCCACAUCAAGGGAGCAUAGAUAUCAGCGGUUUUCCGAGAACCGCAACAUCUUCCAGCGUUCUUGGGAACACCUUCCUUCCAUGGGGUCCGGAGUGCUAGGGCUGGCACUUCUCUGUGCCCUUUGCGUGGCGGCAUGGUGGGCGGCCACGGGAGUCAUGGGAGGUUCUUGGGGCGAGGAACAUUACAGGAAAUUAUGGGAACGCGCUCAUCCCGAUAUGAUUGAUGUGAAGAAGCCCACUGCGCCGCUUACGUACGAAAAGAUACUACCCGAAUACCGUUACCACGACCACAACAACUUGAGCACAAAGAACAAGAACAACACGGAACAGAAGAAGAAGGAGCUGAACAAGAAGAGUUUUCAGGACGAAGAUGUCGACGCCAAGAAGGAAAUCUGUGCGAGGGUCGAGGAGAACAGGCGGUUUGAUUGCUACCCGCAGGGCGCGGCCAAUGAGGCUGAUUGUGUUGAAAGAGGAUGCUGUUGGAAUCCAUCGACAACAAAGCAAAAGGACAACAUUCCAUACUGCUUCUACCCGCCCAAGUACGGCAGUUACCGCUUCCUGAACAUGACAGAGAGCAACCGUUUGAUACAAGUGUAUUACGAGAGAGACAGGCCGUCCGGAUAUCCGGAUGACUUCGACGUCGCCGUUAUGCAGGUCAAGAUGAUGUCCGAUGACACUGUCAGGGUCACUAUAUACGACGGCAAGCACCAAAGAUUCGAACCCCCAUACCCCGAUGUAGCCUAUGUGGGCUCCAAGCUGCAGAAACCUCAGUACCAUGUCAAAAUACCAGAGGAUGGUUCAGCUAUUGGAUUGAAGAUUGUGCGGAACAGCGACAAUGUUACUAUUUUCGACACAGAAGACGUCGGCGGUCUCAUCCUAUCGGAUAAGUUUCUGCAGCUGUCAGCCAUCAUACCGACCGACCACAUUUACGGUCUGGGCGAGCGACGCGGAAGGUUCAUGCUGGACAUGAACUGGAACACUAUAGGGCUGUGGAAUAGGGACCGGCCUCCUGUGGAGAAUGCGAAUUUAUAUGGAACGCAUCCUUUUUACAUGGCGGUUGAGAACGAUGGGAAGACAACCGGAGUGUUAUUCCAGAACGCAAAUGCUAUGGACAUAGUGCUGCAGCCGACGCCGGCGAUAACGUACCGCACCACCGGCGGCAUCCUGGACUUGUACAUGUUCACGGGCCCGUCCCCGGCCGAGGUCAUGCGGCAGUUCACGGCGGUGGUGGGGCGGCCCGCGCUUCCCCCCUACUGGGCGCUCGGCUUCCACUUGUGCAGAUUCAAUUAUCCAACGUUGGAAAAAACUCGCGAAGUCUGGCUGAACAACAGGAACGCUGGUAUACCAUUUGACGUGCAAUGGAACGACAUAGACUACAUGCAGAAUAGAAACGACUUCACCUACGACCAAGUGAGAUAUAAAGGCUUGCCAGACUUCGUCAAGGAGUUACAUGACGCUGGAAUGCAUUAUGUCAUGAUCGUUGACCCAGGAAUCAGCGCUUCAGAAAAGCCCGGAACGUAUCCCCCUUACGAUCGGGGAUUGGAAAUGAACGUGUUCACACUGAACGACACCGGCCUGCCUUUUGUCGGCAAGGUGUGGAACAGGGAAACGACUGUGUUCCCCGACUUCACACACCCAAACGUGACUUCUUACUGGGUGGAGAUGUUGCAGGCCUUCUAUAGUCAGGUCAAAUACGACGGCGUUUGGAUCGACAUGAACGAGCCGUCAAACAUGGUUGAUGGCGCUUUAGUCGGCUCAUGCAAACCCGAAGACCUACCGUACAUGCCGCAUUUGGGAGGAGAUCAACAACUCAAGACAAAAACUCUUUGUAUGGACGCGCAACACUACGCGGGCUCGCAUUUCGACUGGCACAAUUUGUAUGGCAUUGCUGAAGCCAUGGUCACUAAUUUCGCGUUGAAGGAGAUCCGCGGCAGGCGGCCGUUCGUGCUGUCCCGCUCGUCGUUCACGGGCGCCGGCGCGUACGCGGGCCACUGGAGCGGCGACGUGGCCAGCACGUGGCGCGACAUGCGCAUGUCCGUGCCGGAACUCCUGAACUUCGCGAUCUUCGGCAUUCCUCUAAUGGGUGCUGACAUCUGCGGUUUCCGCGGCGACGCCACCCCCGCGCUGUGCAAACGCUGGAUGCAGCUGGGCGCUUUCUAUCCCUUCGCCAGGAACCACAACUCCGAUUCUUCUAAGCCUCAGGAUCCAGUGAGCAUGGGCCCGGAAGUGGUGGCGGCGAGCGUAUCGUCGCUGCGCCUGCGCUACCGCAUCCUGCCGUACUACUACACGAUGUUCCACCUGGCGUACGUCACCGGGCACGCGGUGGUCAGGCCGCUGUUUUACGAGUACCCCGACAACGUGGCGGUUCACCCCAUCGACACGCAAUUCCUUAUCGGCCCCUACGUCAUGGUCACCCCCAUAUUAGAGGAGGGGGCCGACACAACGCACGCCUACUACCCGGGCCCUCACACGUGGUACAAUAUCCGUGAUGGGACCAUGUUGGGGUCUAACGAGACUAAGGAAGUGGGGGAGGAUGCAACUGUCGCUAUAAGAAGCGGCGCCAUAAUAGUCUGCCAAGAGCCCCCCCCACACGGGCCGGUGACCACCAGCAACUGCCGCAGCCGGCCGCUGCAGCUGCUGGCUGCGCCCGCGCCGGGCUCCGGGCCAGCCGCCGGCGACCUCUACUGGGACGACGGGGAUAGCAUUCGGUCGUACGACGAAGACAGCUACGCCUCCAUCUCUUUCCGUAUCGAAGGCACCACCCUCACCGGUGUUCCCAAAUGGUGGGGGUACGGCGUUCCCCCACUCAGCAACAUCACAAUCUUCGCACAACCACCAAUCAGCGGCGUUUCUUUGAACCGAGAACCAUGCAAGAAGGGAAAGAAAUCCAAAUGCGAUUUCACGUACAACGCUCAAACUAAAGUCUUGGAAGUGUACGGAAUGAACUUGUUGAUGAAUAAAGUGUUUCAAGUGGAUUGGACAUAUAAGAAAUAAAGUGGUUAUGUGUUCCAUGUUCAAAGUUUUGUGGGGAUCUGAAGAAUUAUUGUGCAAUCAUUGUUGAAUUUAAAGUAACUGAUUUUAACAGUUGUGUUGCAUUGUACUAUUUAUAAAUAGAACAAGUGUUAAAUAAACGUCCCAAGAUAAAAUAAGGUAACGUUACGCGCGCGUUCUAUAACUGUAUUAUUUAUAAAUAGAAUUAAAUGUAGCCCAAGAUGAGCAGAAAGGAACUUUUUAAUGAGAAAAAUAUCAAAUAUCAAAAUAAAUAACACCCUUUUUUCCAUGAGAAUUUCCAGUAAUCCUAAGCGACAAUCUGUGUGUCAUAUUUCAAUAAGAUCCGUUCAGUGGUUUUGGCUGUGUAUUGAUUAAUAUAAGUGUUUCUAGUUACCUUUAUAUACAGAAGUCAAUAAGUGGUCAAAUUAUAACUAAAUAUACCUUAUUGAGAGCCACAGCCAUCUUUGUAUCGCUCGCAGAUAGAUAUUCACGAAAUAACUGGGAGCGAUACAUGAAAACGCAGAGUCCAUUGUAUAACUGAUUAAAUUAUUAUUUGUUUGCCCUAAAUAUACAAAAGAUACUUUAUUAAGAGCGCCCAAACAUAAUAAUAAUUAUAUCAUGUUUUCUCAAUGAUAUUACCAGUUUUUAGAGGGGCGUAAAAUAUAUAUGUCUAUACGUGUUAUGACUAUGGUACAUAAUUGAACAAAAAUACUAUCUGCACAAUCAAGCACAUUGAUUAAGGCGUUUUUGAGAGUUGACAUGACUUCUAAAUCAUUGAUAUUGUUAAUUCAAGUAAUAAAAUUAAAUACUAUAAAAUAUUGUUACACAGUGAAAUUGAUCAAGCACUAUUGUAUUAAGAGUUACGUUUAUUGAGAUAACGCAUUUAAGCGCAUAAGUCAAGGGUAUUAUGGUAAAGGGGGAUAAGCAAGGAUUGGAGUUAUUCAAAUAUAUU